Molecule: messenger RNA, 216 nt
Organism: Cetraspora pellucida
Lineage: Eukaryota; Fungi; Glomeromycota; Glomeromycetes; Diversisporales; Gigasporaceae
Source: the annotation of a GenBank genome assembly
GCCUUACUAGAAAGUUUGAAAGUAAAUCAAAAAGACUUAACCAAAAGAAUUACAAAGCAAGUUAAAAAACUAUUUACAACAAUGUUUCAUAUUGGUAUUACCAAUUCUAGAUUAAAAAUGAAUGUUAAUGAAAUGCAUAAAGAAGUUUUGAAAAAAGUGUCUAAAGAGGAAAUCUUCAAAGAUAAUAUUCCAAAAAUUUCUACAAUUACAAAUUAA